Messenger RNA from Corylus avellana, 2701 nucleotides. Its product is annotated as G-type lectin S-receptor-like serine/threonine-protein kinase At4g27290. The record is from RefSeq and is a predicted model, not a curated record. Gene Ontology annotation, molecular function: protein serine/threonine kinase activity; ATP binding. Lineage: Eukaryota; Viridiplantae; Streptophyta; Magnoliopsida; Fagales; Betulaceae. Gene Ontology annotation, biological process: recognition of pollen; protein phosphorylation.
CCACGACCUGGCUGGCAAAGUGGAAAUUUCAGCUCACUUCUGCCAGUCAAAUGUCAUGCUGAAGAAGAUUCAUCAAUGGCAGAGUACCACUCGUUAGGUACUCCUUUUAACGAGUCUCAAAAGCAAAGAGCACUGAGAAAAGAAAAAAAUGAAUUUUUUUUCUUUUGUGAUUCCGAUUACCCACAUACUUUUUUUCUUCUCUGGAUUAUCCCACGCUGUUGACACAAUUACUCAAUCCCAGUCCAUCAGCGACGGUGACGGCGGCAGCGGCAGGAGCUUGGUUUCCAAGGAUGAAAGAUUUGAACUGGGUUUCUUCAGUCCAGGUAGUUCCACAAACCGUUUUUUGGGAAUUUGGUACAAGAAUAUCCCUCUCAGAACUGUUGUUUGGGUAGCAAACCGGCGCAACCCAAUCAAGGAUUUGUCCGGCGUGUUGAUGGUAAACGGCUCAGGUAAUCUCCUACUUCUCGGCCAGAACAGGACUGUUGUUUGGUCGGCGAAUUCAACGAAAGAGGCUCGGAAUCCAAUAGCACAGCUUUUAGAUUCAGGAAAUCUAGUACUAAGAGAUGAUCAGGAAAAAGAAGAAAAUCCAGAAAACUAUCUGUGGCAAAGCUUUGACUAUCCUUCUGAUACAUUGUUACCGGGGAUGAAGUUCGGAUGGGACUUAAGGACUGGUCUGGAACGGCGCCUAUCUGCGUGGAAGAGUCCAGAUGAUCCAUCUCCCGGAGAACUUACCUGGGGUCUUGAGCUUCAUAACUACCCUGAUAAUGUCAUGAAGAAAGGCUCUGAGAAGUACUACCGGGGCGGCCCGUGGAACGGCGUUCAUAAUAGCGGUGAGCCGGAGUUGAAGGUCAACCCGGUUUUUGACUUCAAUUUUGUGUCCAACAAGGAUGAAGCGUACUACAUAUACCAAAUGAUCAAUAAGUCUGUGAUCUCAAGACUAGUUUUGAACCAGACACUCUCCUCGCAUCAGCGCUUCAUAUGGAUCGAAGCGAAAAAAGCUUGGAGCCUGUAUGCAUCUGUGCCAAAAGACAACUGUGACAAAUACAACCUUUGUGGUGCUUAUGGAAAUUGUAUCAUUGGUGAGUCGCCUGUCUGUCAAUGUUUAAAAGGGUUCAAGCCUAAGUCAGCAGAAACAUGGAAUCCAGAGAAUUGGUCUCAAGGAUGUCUACGCAGUAAGAAAUUGAGUUGCCAGGAUAAGCAUAAAGAUGGGUUUGUAAAACUUGUUGGUCUCAAACUGCCAGAUACAACAAAUACUUGGGUGGAUGAAAGUUUGAAUCUCAAGCAAUGCAAGGUCAAAUGCUUGAGCAAUUGUUCCUGUAUGGCCUACACAGUCUCAGACAUCAGAGGAGGAGGUAGUGGCUGCGCCAUCUGGUAUGGUGACCUGCUUGACAUUAGACAGUUUCCGGCUAAUGGGCAGGAUCUGUACAUUAGAAUGUCUGCUUCAGAGUUGAAGGAGAACCAAAAGAUCAAGGUGAUAGUGGUAAUUGGAGCUGCCAUUGGCGUAGUCUUUGUGGUGCUCUUAAUCACCUAUUGCAUUCGCAAAAGAAGGACAAACUUCAGAGGGAAACUGAAGAAUGAUGUGAUCAUAGACCAGAACAUUGAAGGCCAAAAGGAAGACCUGGAGCUCCCCUUGUUCGACCUAUCUACGAUAUGUAAUGCCACUGACAACUUUUCAUGGAGGAACAAGCUUGGUGAAGGUGGUUUUGGACCCGUGUACAAGGGUACACUAGUAGAUGGACAAGAUAUCGCUGUGAAGAGGCUUUCACGGAGUUCUGGACAAGGACCGAAUGAGUUUAAAAAUGAAGUUAUAUUGAUCGCCAAACUUCAGCACCGAAAUCUUGUUAAGCUUUUGGGUUGUUGCAUUCAAGGAGAGGAGAAAAUGCUAGUCUAUGAAUACAUGCCCAAUAGAAGCUUGGACUCCUUCAUUUUUGAUAAAACAAGAGCUAAAGUUUUAUGCUGGUCUAUGCGCUUCCAUAUUAUUUGUGGAAUUGCUCGGGGACUUCUUUAUCUUCACGAAGAUUCCAGACUUCGGAUAAUACAUAGAGAUCUCAAAACAAGUAACAUCUUACUUGAUAGUAGGAUGAACCCAAAAAUUUCAGAUUUUGGGCUGGCUAGAAUUUGUGGAGGGGAUCAGACUGAAGGAACCACAAACAGAGUGGUUGGAACUUAUGGUUAUAUGGCACCCGAAUAUGCCAUUGAUGGGCUAUUCUCAGUAAAAUCCGAUGUCUUUAGCUUCGGAAUAUUGUUGCUAGAGAUAUUAAGCGGAAAGAGGAGCCGGGGGGUUUUCCAUUCAGACACGAGUCUAAACCUUAUUGGACAUGCAUGGGAGUUGUGGAGAGAAGGCAGGCAUUCUGAACUGAUUGAUAAGUGCUUAGGAGACUCGUGCACUUUUUCGGUGGCUUUACGUUGCUUCCAUGUCGGUCUCUUAUGCGUGCAACUACAUCCUGAGGAGAGGCCUAGCAUGUUGUCUGUGGUUACCAUGUUGAGCAGUGACAAUUCAUUACCUGAACCCAAAGAGCCUGGUUUGUAUGUCGGAAAAAGUCUGUCUUGUGAAGAUCCUCCAUGGAGAAACCAGCAAUCAUCGUCAACCAAUUAUAUCUCUAUCACAUCGUUAGAUGCUCGAUAGAGAGGAUUAUUUCUUGUAUGUAUAUAUGUAUCAUACCCAAUUAACUUUGUUCUUCAUUACAUUUUGCUCCUUUUA